Messenger RNA from Cuscuta epithymum, 1011 nucleotides. Lineage: Eukaryota; Viridiplantae; Streptophyta; Magnoliopsida; Solanales; Convolvulaceae. The record is from the annotation of a GenBank genome assembly.
UUUCAGUUCAAUUAGAUUCAGUUAAACCAAACCAUUUUAUGCACCCAGUCAUCACUCCCUCCAUUUCGGCUUCACUCCAAAGUCCAAACCAUUACGGCUGCCCUCUCCACUCCCUCGUCUCCAUUUCUUUCAGUAAUCAUCAGAAACAAUCAACGAUGUACCGGCGCUCCUCGAUCUGUCUCUACCAAUCCGUUCUCAGACGCCAUUUCCUGACAUUUGCAAACCCUAAUUCUUCGUUCCCGCCCGCCCAACCCUUAAUUUCAGAGCCGUACCCGCUGUUGAAACCCGGAAGAAGCCCUCUUCGUUGUCUUCAUCCGGCGAGCUUGAAGGUUCUUCCCAAUCUGAGACUCUACAGCGCCGACACAGACAGAGAAGUGGACACGAUCAACCUCAAGUUCGCAGAAGCUAGGGAGGACAUAGAGACGGCGAUGGAAUCUAAAGAAACUCUGUAUUUCGAUGAGGAAGCUGAAUGUGCACGCAAUGCUGUCAAUGAGGUUCUGGAGUUGUACGAUGGCCUGCUGGCGAAGCUGCCUGAGAAAGAAAAGGGUGCUGUACAGAGAUCCAUGGGGCUGAAGAUUGAACAGCUAAAAGCUGAGCUUGAUCAAUUGAAUGAAUGAUUGAUUUAUGUAGUGAGGUUUGUCCGGUUUUUCAUUUGAGUAUGGGUUUAACUAUCAAUUUAUCCUACAAGUACAAUUCAUGUGUAUUUUCUAUCUAAAGUAUUCCUAUUACCCCGUAUUUCAGAGGUGAGAAAUAAUUGUUCAUUUUUUUGUCGCAAGGGAAAUCAAUCUCUUCAUAAACUAUUUCAGUUUACACGGGUAUGACAAAUCUUUGUUCGCUUUCAAGGUCUUUAUACAUCUAUUGAUGUGAACCAUUUCGAAAAUCGAAACUGAUGUUCUGUUUGGUACUUUGGUUAGAAGGAUAUAAAUCCAACAGAUGUUUGAUAAUAUUAACUCUGGCUAUGAAAGUUUUGUUCUAUUUUUGCUUGAGUUGACAUGAGGAUUACUAAAAAUU